AAAAUAUACUAAUUCGAAGGGGUCGAGAUCCCGACCCUUUGGAACACCUCCUACCAACUCUCCAAAUCCCACCAAUCUUAUAAGAGAAACAAUAUCGUAGUCUGUUGGGCAAAGAAAACAGGGUUUUGUUUUUGGUUCCACGCUAUGGCUUCCAGGUUGCUGUGGGCUUCAAGAGCUGCCUCAUACCUCAGGAUCUCAGUGUUCCACAGAGGCUUUUCUUCUGUUCUGAAGGAUCUUAAGUAUGCGGACUCUCAUGAGUGGGUGAAAGUUGAGGGAAAUUCUGCUACUGUUGGUAUCACUGAUCAUGCUCAAGAUCAUUUAGGUGAUGUCGUGUAUGUUGAAUUACCGGAAGUGGGUGCUCCUGUAGAACAGGGAAGCGGCUUUGGUGCGGUUGAAAGUGUCAAGGCUACUAGCGAUAUUAAUUCUCCUGUUUCAGGGAAAGUUCUUGAAGUUAACGAGGAGCUCAAUGACUCCCCUGGUCUUGUUAACUCAAGCCCAUAUGACAAAGGAUGGAUAAUUAAGGUCGAGGUGACUGACAGCGGUGAAUUGAAGAACUUGAUGGAUGCAGAUCAGUACUCCAAGUUCUGUGAAGAAGAAGAUGCAAAGCACUGACUAACUCUGGUCAUGAAGAACUCUUGAAGUACUUCUCAUGGCGGCAUUGUUUCACGGAUGAUUACGAUAAAUCAAUGAAUCCGAAUGGUUCAAAGUGCACAUUUUCUUUCUUUAUGUUUUUAUCCAAACGUGUGCUUUUACUGCUCUUCUUUUGUGUCCUGAGAGCUAUAAAUUUAGUGGCUACUUUCUAUCUUGAUUAAGGGAAUAAUCAAUUUAGCCUUGCAUUUGAUCU
This is a messenger RNA of Juglans microcarpa x Juglans regia, 844 nucleotides long. Its product is annotated as glycine cleavage system H protein 2, mitochondrial-like. The transcript is spliced from 3 exons. Gene Ontology annotation, cellular component: mitochondrion; cytoplasm; glycine cleavage complex. Gene Ontology annotation, biological process: protein lipoylation; glycine decarboxylation via glycine cleavage system. The record is from RefSeq and is a predicted model, not a curated record. The coding region runs from base 145 to 612 and encodes 155 amino acids. NCBI's taxonomy places the organism in Eukaryota, Viridiplantae, Streptophyta, Magnoliopsida, Fagales, Juglandaceae.